GGUGAGUUCACGUGACAAGCAUGCUCUUCUCAAUUAUCAUCUCAAUAUUCCCCCACCAUCUUCCCAUUUCCCAAAUCGGACUCCAACAAAAACCAAAAAAAUUAAAAACACACCAAAAACUAACAAAAUAUAAAUAAAAAUAAAAAAUAAAACCCCUUUUGUAAAAAAUAAAAAAUAACACUUCCCAAAACCUCCUUUGCUUUAGAGUUUAGAGAGAGAAAAGCAGAAAGGAGAGGAGAGAGAAAGAAAGGGCUAGCAAGCAAGCAAGCUAGCUGGUUGAGAGAGGAAGGAAGGAAGGAAGGGGGGUCACCAACAUCAACAACACACCAGAAGAGAAAAAACCCAAAAAUAAAAACCCAAAACAAGAAAGAAAAAAAUAAAUAAAAUGGGAAAAAUUGUGGAGAAGAAGAGGAAGAAGAAGAAAGGUAGACCAUCUUUGUUAGAUCUUCAAAAACGUUCUUUAAAGCAACAACAAGAACAACAAAGCCAUCUCAAAAAACAACAACAAUUGAACAAUAAACCCAUUAAUCCCAAAUUUCAAAACCCUAACCCUAAUUCAUCUUCAAUUGUUCGCCGAUCCACUCGUCGUAACCCUAACCCUAAUUCCGACCAAGAGGAAGCACAUUCAGCUGGGAAGAGGCGAGAGAAAGAGCUCAAACAUGUUCUAAAAUUGCCUAAUAAAGAUAAUGAAGAAGUCAAUUCCGAUAAUUCUGGGUCUGAUUCUGAUCAUUCUUUGGGUUCCAAUCAUAAGAAGCGCAAAAUUGACUCAAUUUCUCAUGGAUCUGGUGUUGAAUUGGGUAAUAAGAGUGAAAAGCACAGUGCUGAUGCGACAAAGCAGACGAACACUCAAUCAGGUUCUAUGCUUGAUGAUGGCCCCUCAACAAGUUUACCAGAUAAAAGUUUGUUGCUUUUUAUACUUGAUAGACUUCAAAAGAAAGACACUUAUGGAGUUUUUGCUGAACCUGUGGACCCAGAAGAGCUUCCAGACUACCAUGAUGUCAUUCAGAACCCGAUGGAUUUUAGUACAGUAAGGAAGAAACUUGAUAAUGGUGCCUAUGCAAACCUGGAACAAUUUGAGAAAGAUGUUUUCUUGAUCUGUUCCAAUGCUAUGCAGUACAAUGCUCCUGAGACUGUCUACUUUCGGCAGGCACGUACAAUACAAGAGUUGGCUCAGAGAAGUUUUGAUAACUUGAAGGCAAAUAGUGAUGAUAAUGAACCAGAGCACGAACCGAAGGUCGUAAGGAGGGGAAGACCGCCAACAAAGAAUUUGAAGAGACCACCAGGUAGACCUCCAUUAGAGAGAGCUAACUCUGACUUUUCUGAAGCGACUAUUGCUAGCUCUGGCGGAACUACCAACCGAUCCAGUAAUGAUUUGAGAAAAGCAUCUCAUUUGGAGAAAAUUGGAUCAACUGAUUCUUUUUCGCGGUCUUUGUACGGUGCUCGUAUUAGUGAGGCUUAUGUUGGCUGGUCAGCCGAGAGAUAUGAGAGAGCUGAUGACUUUAUAGGUUCUGGUUCUAAGGGGAUAGCAAUGAAGCAUGGAAAGAAACAUAUUGUGCUUGAUGACAGUAGACGCAGUACCUACAUGCAUUCCUAUGCAUUAUCUUGUGGACAAGAUUCGUCCAUAUUUACUACCUUCAAUAGAGAAAGAAAACAGCUAAUUGCUAUGGGGCUGCAUACAGAGUAUGGUUAUGCCAGGAGUUUGGCACGAUUUGCUGCUAAAAUUGGACCUGUUGCGUGGAAAGUUGCUUCGAAGAAGAUUGAGAGAUGCUUACCUGCUGGUGUUAAAUUUGGUCCAGGAUGGGUCGGAGAGAAUGACACUCCUGCGGAAAGGUCGAUUCAGCAGCAGUCAACUGCUUCUGCUGGUCAGCAAAUACCUACAGAUACAUAUACAGAUACAGAUACAGCUUCUGUUCCUGCUCCUGCUCAAGGUACCAUUGAUUCAAGUGGUAACAAAUCAUCUUUAAAGCCACAAGUUGAUAAAUUGUCUGAGACAGAAGAACCAUGUAUUAAAUCGAAGGUCAAUGAGGAGUCAUGCAAAGCCAAUUGUCCCUCAGCUGCUGCUAAUAUUGCCACUCCAGUUUCUUCUUCCAACUUACCGAGCAAUGGUGCUGGGUCUGGGCCCAAUUCAAUCGCACCGGAAGCCACUGCAAGUUCACCGUCAAGUUCAAUGGUCAACGUAUUAAAUAACGGCGCUAAUUCUGUGAAACCAGGAAACCCACAUCAGAUCCAUCAAAAUUCUACUGUGCAUCCUCGUAUUAAUGGCCUUAAUGGUAGUUAUGGGCAUAAUUUUGCGGCCCAGAUGGGGAAAAUGACCGGGAUAGGAAGGCCUUCAGUGUUACAGGCUAACCCAUCUAUUGUGUCAGUGUCCAGAACUGAGACACAGAGUCUACAACCUGUGACUUCCUACAGCAACGGUUGUGAAGAAGCCAUGUCAGGAAAUUAUAGUACAAAAAAGCCCGUUAAAAGUUUACCAAGCACGGUGUCGAAUCAAAAUGUUGAGUCCACACCACCGGACUUGAACGUUGGAUUCCAGUCUUCAGGAUCUCCGGUUUCUGGGAAAACGGAAGCAGUGCAGCCGGAUCUGGCCUUGCAGUUGUAGUAAUGAGGUAAUUACCCUGCCCCCCUUCAAUUAUUCCACAAUGGUGUAAGGGUUUCAGAUUUUUGCUCCCAGUGAGUAGAGUGGAGAGAAAAUGUCUCUCCUCGUAAUGGGGCGAUUGAGUUGAAGCCAUAGCUAACUGUAUUCUUAGAUGGAGUUGUAGUUUUUGUACAGAUUUGUGUAUGGAAAAUUGUUAGGUAGCAAGUGAAGAGGCGUCUCGUGUAACGUUAAUUCGAAGCUCUGGCGUAACUUAGAAUUUGUUUAUGUCAACUGUCAAGAUGCUAUAAAUGUUAUACUUCCAAAAAUUGUCAAAAUUGAGAAUAACACUAGAGAUUAGUAUUGCGUCUUCAGAGUCUGGAUGUGUUUCUUCUGAUCCCCUCCUUAUCGUAGAGGUAUCUAUCUUUUUUUGGUUGAUUUAAAAUAUGUCUGUUGGCUUUGAUUGUUGACUGGUUUGACCAAUUAAAAAUGUUGACUGAUUUGUUAAUUAUCAGUUUAAA
This is a messenger RNA of Amaranthus tricolor (Joseph's coat), 3093 nucleotides long. RefSeq lists its product as uncharacterized. The record is from RefSeq and is a predicted model, not a curated record. NCBI's taxonomy places the organism in Eukaryota, Viridiplantae, Streptophyta, Magnoliopsida, Caryophyllales, Amaranthaceae. The coding region runs from base 386 to 2599 and encodes 737 amino acids. Gene Ontology annotation, molecular function: protein binding. The transcript has 9 exons.